UCUCAGUGUGGAGAUACACGCAUCAUCACUGAGGGAGAGGAGGGACGGGGAGAAAGUUUGGAAACGAGUGAGAGGAGGCAGAAACUGAAUGAGAGGGACAGAGCUCAGCGGUCUUGGAGAACAGGAGGAUACUCAAGAGGGGGGAAAAAUCUCCAUCUUGUUCUACUACCGACCGGGGACCGCAGCACUUGCCUGUUUCUCUUCGCAUGUAUGGCUUGUGGUGUUUGUGAGUGGUAAUCUGCUGCUCGUGUGUGAGUGUGUGGAGGUGACGGUUCCUGAACAUGCGGCGGCUGAAGGAGACUGUGUUCUGCGCGGCACUGCUGCUGCUUCUUACUAUGUGCACCCUAAAGACACAUGCAGCUAAUGUGAUGGAUGUGCUGAGGGCACUGGAGCUUUCUGAAGACAUGGAGGGGGUUACAGUGGAGGCCGGUCUGUGCACAGAGAGAAAGGGCACUUCAGAAACAGACAUGGCUUACAGGAUAGAUAAGAAAAUUCAGCUCAGCGCCCCGACUAAACAGCUCUUUCCAGACUCCGCUUUCCCUGAGAACUUCUCUCUGAUGACGACGGUGAAGGCCAAGAGAAACUCUCAGUUCUUCCUGCUGUCUUUGUAUGAUGAGCAGGGGGUCCAGCAGCUGGGCCUUGAAAUGGGCCGGUCACCUGUGUUCCUCUAUGAAGACCACAAAGGCCAGCCGGCUCCAGAUCUAUACCCUUUAUUUAGAAAAAUCAAUCUUUCGGAUGGCAAAUGGCAUCGGAUCGCCUACAGCGUGGAGGGAAAGUCGGUUACGCUGUACCUGGACUGUAAGAAAGUGCAGACACUGGAAUUAAUGCGCGGAGAUGAUCCUGUGGUCAGCACUGAUGGAGUUAUCGUGUUCGGGACGAGGUUAUUAGAUGAGGAGGUUUUUGAGGGCGAGAUCCAGCAGCUCCUGCUUGUGGAUGAUCCUCAGGCUGCGUCUGACUACUGCCAAGAUUACAUUCCCGAUUGUGACAGUCCUUUGCCCUACAGUGCACAGAAACUGGAUCCUGAGGAGCAGGAGAGGCCGAUUAAAACACCAGAGGUCGAGGAGUUUAGUGAUGACCUUUACGGCGAUCAGCACAAUGUGCUCUCAGUCUCCACAGUGACAGUCGGCCCCAAUAUCACUGAUUAUGAGGUCUUGGAGUACGAGGAGUUUAAAAAUGCCUCAGACAGCCACGAGCUGGAAUAUGAAGAGUAUGAGAUUUAUGAGGAGCGAUUUGACCAUGCAGAGAGGGAAAGGCCAGACACAUGGGGCGGAGAAGGUGUGCGAUUUGCAAAAGGACAGAAGGGAGAGCCAGCUGUCGUUGAACCCGGUGCAGUUUUUCAAGGACCUCCCGGCCCACCAGGUCCACAAGGUCUUCCAGGAAUUCCUGGAAUCACAGGACCCCCGGGACCCAGCGGAGACCCAGGUGAUGUGGGUCCAGAGGGACGUCCGGGGCUGCCUGGUGCUGAUGGGAUACCGGGUCCUCCAGGCACUAUGCUCAUGUUACCCUUCCACUAUGGAGGAGACUCUCAGAAAGGACCCAUGAUUUCAGCUCAGCAGGCACAGGCUCAAGCCAUCUUACAGCAGACCAAACUUUCACUGAAGGGCCCUCCAGGUCCAUUAGGUCUCACAGGGAGGCCAGGCCCAGUGGGUCUUCCAGGUCCCAGCGGACUGAAAGGGGACAUUGGAGAGAACGGGCCUCCGGGGCCACGGGGGUUACCUGGUUCUGCUGGUCCUAAUGGGAAACCAGGGAAGAGGGGCCGUUCAGGGGCAGAUGGAGGGCGAGGGGCGCCUGGAGAGACAGGAGCAAAGGGUGACAGGGGCUUUGAUGGACUACCUGGCCUUCCAGGGAACAAAGGACACAGAGGAGAUAGGGGGAAACCAGGACCCCAAGGCCCACACGGAGAGCCUGGUCACAAGGGUUCGGAUGGACCUGUUGGACCAAGAGGGCAACCGGGAGAACCUGGGAUAAGAGGACUUGUGGGGCCAAGAGGGCCACCUGGACCACCUGGGCAGCAGGGAAUUCAAGGCGUUGAUGGUGUUCAAGGGCCAAAGGGCAACUUGGGACCCCUUGGAGAACCCGGACCUCCAGGUCAACAGGGGAACCCAGGCAUACAAGGCUUUCCUGGUCCACAGGGGCCUAUAGGUCUACCAGGAGAGAAGGGCCCUGAGGGCAAACCUGGUAUGCAGGGCCUUCCUGGGAUUGAUGGUCCUCCUGGUCAUCCUGGAAGAGAGGGACCCCCUGGGGAGAAGGGACACCAGGGUUUAUCAGGAGCACAAGGGCCGGUUGGAUAUCCUGGGCCUCGUGGAGUGAAGGGCGCAGAUGGGGUGAGGGGACUGAAGGGUAGCAAGGGCGAGAAGGGUGAGGAUGGUUUCCCUGGAGCCAAAGGUGAAAUGGGCAUCAAAGGAGACAGAGGUGAUAAUGGUUCUCCUGGAAGUCGUGGUGAAGAUGGGCCAGAGGGACCAAAGGGUCAAUCAGGACCUUUAGGAGAGCCUGGAUCUGCAGGCAUUGCUGGAGAAAAGGGGAAACUUGGUGUUCCAGGAUUGCCUGGUUAUCCCGGUAGGCAGGGCUCAAAGGGAUCAGUGGGCUUUCCUGGAACAGCUGGUUUGGAAGGAGAGAAAGGAAAGAGGGGACCUGCUGGACAGGCUGGUGCAGAUGGUGAAAGAGGUCCAAAUGGUGCACGUGGGGGAAGAGGAGCACGAGGUCCAACAGGGAAGCCUGGAGCCAAGGGCUCUGCUGGUCAUGACGGCCCACCAGGUGCCACAGGAGAGAGAGGCCCUCAAGGACCGCAAGGACGCAAUGGAGAGGCUGGGCCAAAGGGACCAAAUGGCCCUCCUGGAAAAGAUGGGUUGCCGGGUCACCCAGGUCAACGAGGAGAGCCAGGAUUUCAAGGAAAGACUGGUCCCCCUGGGCCUGCAGGAGUGGUUGGACCACAGGGCAAAACUGGGGAGACUGGACCCACCGGUGACAGGGGCCACCCAGGUGCACCAGGACCUCCUGGAGAGCAAGGUCUGCCAGGAGCUGCAGGCAAAGAAGGGACCAAGGGAGAUCCAGGCCCCGCAGGGCAGCCCGGGAAGAGUGGUCCUGCUGGGCGGCGUGGAUUCAGAGGAGAAAGAGGCUUACCUGGCAUUCUGGGCUCUUCUGGUUUGAAGGGUGGAGAGGGCCCACUUGGUGUUGCAGGGCCAAUUGGUGCCACCGGAGAGAGAGGAUCCUCUGGACCUGCAGGUGCCAUUGGCCAACCUGGUCGUCAGGGGGGUGUCGGCCCUGCUGGGCCAAUGGGAGAGAAGGGCGAACCAGGUGAAAAAGGUUCAAUUGGCCCUGCAGGACGCGAUGGAGAACAAGGGCCUGUGGGAUUACCUGGACCUGCUGGGCCACCGGGCCCACCUGGAGACGAUGGAGACAAGGGGGAGACAGGUGGACCAGGGCAGAAAGGCAGCAAAGGAGACAAAGGAGAAGGAGGUCCCCCCGGGCCACCUGGGAGCCAAGGACCUGCUGGACAGCCAGGACCACCAGGUCUGGAUGGAGAGCCAGGGCUCCGGGGACAGCAAGGGAUGUAUGGCCCUAAAGGUGAUGAAGGAGAACGAGGUUUUAAAGGGGCAACUGGACCACCAGGGUUGCAGGGAAUGCCAGGACCCCCUGGAGAGAAGGGAGAAAGUGGCCAUGUUGGAUCUAUGGGCCCUCCAGGACAACAUGGUCCACGCGGUCCCCAGGGAGCCAUUGGAGGAGAGGGUCCUCAGGGCAUGCCGGGCGCAGUGGGCCAGCCAGGAGUGGUGGGAGAAAAGGGUGAGGAUGGGGAAGCUGGGAAUCCAGGAAAUGUGGGAGAAACUGGCCUGGUUGGAGAAAAAGGUGAGGUGGGUGAGAAGGGGGAUGCUGGCCCCCCUGGGGCUGCAGGACCCCCCGGAAUCAGAGGCAUACCUGGAUCAGAUGGACCCAAAGGAAACCCAGGGCCCCUUGGAUUCCCUGGUGACUCUGGACCCUCUGGAGAGCCAGGUGUUAAUGGCAUAGAUGGUGGACCUGGAGCUAAAGGGGAUAAUGGCGAACCUGGUAAAUCUGGACCCCAAGGUGCCUCUGGAGAGCCUGGCCCUCCAGGACCCCCUGGACGAAGGGGUCAUAUAGGUCCUGAGGGAAAAGAAGGGAAGCAAGGAAAAAAGGGGGCAAAGGGCUCUGCUGGUGCUGAAGGUCCGAUAGGAAAGACAGGGCCUGUUGGACCACAGGGACACCCAGGAAACCCUGGUCCAGAGGGUUUGCGUGGAAUUCCAGGCUCUGCUGGGGAGCAGGGGUUAAAUGGACCCCCUGGGCAAACGGGACCUCCAGGACCUAUGGGACCAGCUGGAUUACCAGGACUGAAAGGAGAUCCAGGCAUUAAAGGAGAUAAGGGUCACGGUGGGCUUAUUGGUCUAAUUGGACCACCAGGAGAAAUGGGAGAGAAAGGAGAUCGGGGCCUGCCUGGGAUUCAGGGAAUACAAGGAACCAAAGGAGAUGGUGGUGCUGGUGGCCCCCCUGGCCCUACUGGCCCUCCUGGACCCCCUGGGUUGUCUGGUGCAAUAGGUGAGAAAGGAUCUAAAGGGGACCAGGGAGCCAUUGGUGCAAGAGGAGAUACAGGACCUGCUGGGCCACCUGGACCACCUGGCCCUCCAGCCGCUAUGAUUGAGCCACUGCCAAUCAGAGAGGGGCGCAAAAAGCGAAGGAGACACUCAAAUCGACAAGGAGCCGAGUCCAGGGCAGAGGCUGAGGAAGAGGAAGCGGUUCAGCUCAACAUGGAGGAUUUCCUACAGGCAGAUGAAGCUCUGGAUGAGCCGGAAGGCAUGGAGGAGGUGUUCGCUUCACUCAACUCAAUGAAAACAGAGGUGGAGCUCAUGAGGAAACCUCUCGGGACCUUUGAGAGUCCUGCCCGCACAUGCAAGGAGCUGAUGUUGUGUCACCCCGAUUAUAAAGACGGUGAAUAUUGGAUUGACCCAAACCAAGGCUGUCAUCGAGACUCCAUCAGGGUUUUCUGCAACUUCACGGCAGAGGGGGAGACCUGCCUGCACCCAGAUAAACGAUUUGAAACGGUGAAGCUGGCCGCCUGGAACAAAGAAAAACCGGGCAGUUGGUACAGCCAGUACAGAAAGGGCAAACAGUUCUCCUACAUUGACACUGAGGGAAACCCAGUUCCUGUGGUUCAGAUGACCUUCUUGAAGCUCCUCAGUGCCACAGCGAUGCAGACGUUCACCUUUAGCUGCCAGAACUCCAUCGGCUGGUACGAUAUGUCGAACCAUAACCAUCAACAUGCCUUACGGUUUCGAGGUAGCAACGAUGAGGAGAUGACGCAAGACAAAUCGCCCUUCAUUACUGCGCUUUAUGAUGGAUGUCAGACACGAAAGGGUCUAGAUACAACCGUUCUCCAGAUCAACUCUCCGCGAUCAGAGCUCCUUCCACUCAUCGAUGUUGCCAUUUCAGACUUUGGGAGUAACAACCAGAAGUUCGGAUUUCAUGUCGGAACAGUAUGUUUUAGCGGCUAAUACAGAUCUGCCUCAUUGCACUGCUUACCAGCUAAAAAAAAAGAAAGAAAUCAAGGCUGCAAGUGAUAUUUAUUGAGUAAUGUGUAAGCGGUGGCUUUGUGGCAUGUUUUCAAAUGACUCUUGAACAUCUGAUGGAUUUCCAAAUCCCUCAAUUCCACGAUGGCUACGCUAGGAUGCCAACCGGGACCAACUGAGCACAUUUAUCAAAGGGAAGAGUCUUUUUCUGUCUGUCUUUAUACUCUACUCACCUGUGGAUUAAAUUAUGAGGCGCGACCCACUAGAUUUCCGAGAACUGCUCCGACUGAAAAACAAAUGCAUCACUUCUGUGUCAUCCGCUCCGCAGGCUGCUUUAGCCCAUCGCGCGCUAUAUUUUUGAACUUAAAGCCUGUUACUCAGUUCUCAUUUGUUGUUUGUCUCAUUUGAUAGCGAUGGUUCAAAAUUAAUUUGCCACAUGAGGGAUCGGCUUCGAUGUUGAAGAGUCAAUAUUUCGCCGACCCGCGUUCCUGCCUUCACUGCAACGUGACGCCAACUGGGGCGAAGCUAUACCUCUUUACUAGUUUUGACAAGGAAAACACCACCCCGAUCUGCUUGUAAUUCCUUGCUCGAAUAUCCCCUGUCACAUCAAACUUGCAGUGUUACUCAUCUUUAAUCAGUGUACGCUCAUACAUAAACAAUGUUAAAUAAGGCCCGAGCUUUUCAAAACGCAAAGCAGUUUAUGUGCAUGACUCAAAUGGAGCCCAGCUGCUUAUUAAUAUGUAAAGUAGUGCGCUCACUUAAGCUGCUUGUCUUGUUAGCAGGCAGGCUAGUAUGUUUGCCUGUCAGAGAUCCAUGUUUCUAUGGUGCUUGCGUAUCAACCUUUGCUCCACACAGCUGAAUUGCUAUAUAUAUAUAUAUAUGUGUGCGUGUGUGUGGUAUUGAAUGAGAAUUCAUCAAGAGAGGGGCGUCAUAGCAGCAUUACACUGAAGACGAACUAAAUAAUGCUUCUCUUUUUGGUGUAAACUCAUUGAAUUUAGGAUCAUCAACCUCAGAGUAUUGUGUGUAUGUCUUGUCUUGUUUGUUGUGUGUUCCUAUUGUGGUGCUAAAGAGAUUUUUUUUUUUUUUUUGGCUAUGUGUAAUGAUUAUUUGUUGUCUCAGGGGCAGAGGAAGGAAAAGGGAAGACAUCUGUGGUGCUUAAUACUAAUGCAGGGAGAAGACACUCUCAGAAAAACACACACAGCUGUAAUAAACAGCCAAUAUGGUGCAGAAUGCAUGUUCAUCUAGCAGUUGUUCAUCAUUAGUGAUUAUAUUAGGUCAACGGACUGGCAAAUUAUGUAAAUAUACACAAAAUUGCUGAGAUUAAAUGCUUUUUACAUUCAUUUUAUAACUGUAAACUCUUAAAAAAUGGACAAAAUACAGGCUAAAGGCCUUUUCACUGCACAAGUGAUAUGACAGCAAUGACUACAGUAUAUAGACCAUUUCAAUGUGGCGAUGUGAUUGGCCUGUUUUCCUGCUUGUUAUCAAACUAUUUCAUAACUGUAACAAGAGGCAAUUCAAUCCAAACUUAAUGUAAAAACAGUGAUUAUAACAUUAUUUAUCAAAAUGUGGCUCUUUUUGAAUUCUCGGAAGCUAUAGAAAUUGAAAAUGUAAAACAGGAAAUACGUUGGGACCAUUGUUUUUGUUUACAUGCCUCAAAAUGGUCCCAAAUGCAUGCUAUUGCAUAACACUUGAGUUCUUUAAAACAGGAUGAGUUCUGAUUGGCUGUUGAUUAGCUGAAAUAAAAAUCGUUCUCAAAUGUUAUUCCGAC
Molecule: messenger RNA, 7281 nt
Organism: Danio rerio (zebrafish)
Lineage: Eukaryota; Metazoa; Chordata; Actinopteri; Cypriniformes; Danionidae
Source: RefSeq, a predicted model, not a curated record